CGCUCGCCACACACGCGAUGCAUGCGGGCACCUAGCGGACACACGCGCGCGGGCCUCAUGGGCACCGUGCUGAGCUUCAGCCCGCGCGAGCGGCGCCCGCCCGCCGCCGCCGCGCCGCCCGACCGCGCCGCGCUCGCCUACUCCUACGAGCGCCUCAACAACGCCAAGAACCGCGAGAACCGCGACGCGCCGCGCGACGAGCGCCGCGCCACGCUCGACGACGCCGCCAAGAUCAUCUCCGAGAAGACCGCCCUCGAGAAGAACCUCAAGAAGCACUCGCUGUUCAUCAACGCGCUCUCGUGGAAGAGGUUCUCCACCGCCAACAACAACAAGAAGAAGUUGGAAUGCAAGAGCAAGAGCGUCUCGACGUUCCGGGCGCCGCUGGCGGACAACGCGCCGCUCGACAGGAACAAGAAUGUGAGCGUCGGCGGCGCGAUCUACGCGCGGGCGCCCGCGGCCCCGCUGCCGCCGCCGGCCGAGGUCGCGCGGACCAACGCGUUGAACAACAACGUGUGCUACGCGGAGAAGCUGCCGGCGCCGCUGCCCGCGCCGCGCAAGACGGUGAUCCAGGCGUCCACGUCGGAGCUGCUCAAGUGCCUGGGCGUGUUCCUGCACGCGCGCUGCCACCGCCUGCGCGACUUCCAGCCCGGCGACGCGGUCAUGUGGCUGCGGACGGUCGACCGCUCGCUGCUGCUGCAGGGAUGGCAGGACGUGGCGUUCAUCAAUCCGGCAAACGUGGUCUUCGUGUACAUGCUAGUCCGGGAGCUGGUGGACGGAGAGCGGAUAGCGCGCCCGCAGGAACUCCAGGCCGUCGUGCUGACCUGCCUCUACCUCUCCUACUCCUACAUGGGGAACGAGAUUUCAUACCCCCUGAAACCUUUCCUAGUCGAAGACUCCAAGGAUAAGUUCUGGGACCGAUGCCUUUUAAUUGUUGACAGACUGUCGUUUAACAUGUUAAGAAUUAACUCCGAACCAGGGUUCUUUACGGAGGUUUUCACCGAGUUGAAGGCUUGUGGGGCUGUCGACACCCCUCCCCCCGCACCUCCGCACCCCGCGCCCGCACCCCCGCACGCUAUCUCGGCUGCCUGACACACAGAGGUCGCUGUGCUUAGACUAGCACUGACCGACCGACCGAGCAGAGUUUGAUGUCGGCUUUUAACUACGGAAGCUCUUGGUCAAUCGUCGAUUGUCAAAUGGACGACUAAUCAAACGUAUAGGUAAAUUGAUAAAAUAAAUUAGAACCGAAUUGCGAUCUAGGUAUACCGUUAUACUAGUCUUGGUAUGUUGGGUGUGUGAACGUAUUGUAAGUCUGAGAGAAGGUGAUUGUUGUCCACAAUUUGUCCAAAGUUAAACUUAUGUAUACUCGUCAAGUAAGGGGCAUAACAGACACGAUACUUUUAGCAUCAGCGAGCGGCUAUUUUGCGACUACAUCGCGUUUUUUAGACUUUCUGCGUUCGAUUGCUGUAUUGAAAUCGCACGUUUUAGCGAUUGUUUAGAUACUGUAUCACGUUUUGACGACUGUCUGUAUUAAUUAGAUCGCUGUAUUAAAAUAAUAAAUAAAAUUAUUUUGAUCGCGACGACUGUAGAAUAUAUUGUGUGCGGAGUGGAGCGUUGAAUCGUGGCAUUGAACUUCCAAAAAGCAACUGAACGCCGAUCGCUGAUGCUAAAAGCAUCGUGUCUGCUAUGGUCCUAAGUUGAAACAUAGACCCAGAAUAAGUAAGAUGAUUGCCAAGCAGCUUCAAAUUUCGUGACGAGAACUGUACAUUUAAAAGUUAAUUUAAUUUAUUUGCUCUGUAUCUUUGUUAUGAUUGACCAAGGCUUUUUAAACCAUAGCCGGAAACAAAAUGGGCUUAAAAUAUAAACUUAAUAGUAAAACAAGAAUAUAUCAGAAAUGUUAGCACGCGAACAAAAAAAUUAUCACAGACAAAAGAUAUUAUUUACUGUGUCGUGAUGUGUCGUAUUGUACUCAAGUACGCCUCAAGCGUUAGGAUUUCAGUGCGCUAUCUGGUUAAUUUUUUAAUGCAGUUGCUUUUUGACAAGAGCAUAAUGCGUUUGGCAAAAAGUGAUAGCAUUAAAAAUUUAUCUAAAUCUGUUUAAGUAUCCUUGUAAAGUUGAUCCAAGUCUUCAUAAAUAAUUCUCAAUUAUGAGUUUAUGACUCACAUUUGUCGGAUCACGACACGUUACGACACUGUAUAGUUUGUUUUCACCUUCACAGGUGAAACGAAGUAUGGAAAUCAAAACAUAUACCUAAUCACAUAGAUUAACUGUGGUAAAAGAACAUUGCAAAUUCCGAAUAGGUACUGAGAAAGUUUUGGAAAAUUUUGGCUAAGUUACCUAGUUGAUUAAAGCCGUUUGUUUGACUUUGUAACCGCCACCGAGGGCCCGCUGGUAGACGUAGGUUUAAAUUUUCAUACUCUAGUAAAAACAGAAUUUCGUAGUCUAGUAAAGUGACCUACUCUACUAGAGUAUGCAUACUACGUUAUCAGUUAUCACAAACGUUCAGUUUUUAUGAAUUAUCUAGGCGUAUCUCAAAAUUUUCCACAAACUCUUGGUCCAGAAUGAAGAAUGCGCACGAAGUAGAAAGAAGAUUGGCACCUUAGUGCAAGUGAGAUAACAUUAUUAUUAGUGUGCGCCUAGACAUGCAACACACUGACUUUAUCAAGUGUAUUGAUUGCCGAAAUUAAUUCUAUUUUGUGGGUACUAUCAAAAUAUUAAAAUGACCCUCGCUCUAUCCAAUCUCCUGUCACACGUCUGAGCCUCGAGUGUACAAUUUUCGCUAUAAAACUUGUUGUAUGCGAGUUUCAUAAAGGCCCGUUUUGCACCUAGGAGAAGCGAAGAGAUGUGUUUAAUCAGCUAAUCAGAUUUUUUAAAAAUGACGUUAUCAUUUUUCACGUCAUCUAUUAAGAAUCUGAUUGGUCGACUGAACACUCUCCGCUCCAAUUAAAAGGGGAUUGGGCCUAUUGUAUACUAGUUUCCACUGCGUACCAUAUUUUGAUACUAGUUACUUGUGGUUCGUAAUAUUAUAAGAUGAAUGUCAACUCUAGUGACCAGUUUAAGGCAUUUGUCUAACCACCAACGAUUAGCGAGAAACGAGUUGAGCUAAAAAUUAGAAAUUAGUUGGUAAGCAACGAGAAGCGAGUGCGUAUUUGGAAUAGUUAUGUUGCUGGGCUAUGAGCGUAUGUGCGAGUACUCGCUCGACUAGGCGGCCGAGACGCACAUUUAAUUCCUGCGCUUACUGCGCGAGUGUUUUGAGCAUUAAAGGGCCUUCGCUGAGCGACAUUUUUUUCUUUGAUAUCUCUUUCUCUGUUCUCACCAACAGUGUGCACGGUCAGCAAUCAACUAUUAAUAUAUUUCUCUUUUUUUGACUCGGAAUCAUACAUCGAUUGUACGCUUCUUGAGCGAAAAAAAUAGUCGAUAGCUAAUCGCUUCCUCGUCGGUGGUGGGACGACUACCUAAACAUUAAACGCUACUUAAAUCAAAGCGGACCUUAAAUAUCAUUUUUAAUAGUUUUUACUAGUUUACUGUAAGGGCAAAAUACCCUUUUUUAAGGAUUUUUUAGGAUUCACGGGUAUUUUCUAAACGAACUCUCGAAACUUGACUCUCGAGCUCUACAAACAUAGAGAAAGGACAAAAAGCCUAAACAUAAAGAAAAUGUUCACCUAUUCUGAAUAGUCUUGCUGUAAUUUAUUGUAUGUCUGUGUAUUGUAGGUAAUUGUCUGGUAAUCUUAAUUUACUAGCUCAGACUAAAGGAAAAUGAUGGAUGAAAUCUUGCGAACAAACCAAAAAUAUUUUCCAUUAUUGAACGAAAUUAGCAAAAUCCUUUUUGCUAAUUUCCAACCCACACGAUAUUUAAAACUAACUAUGUGUGGGUUGGAUCCUUAUUUAACCGACUUCCAAAAUGGAAGUGGUUCUCAGUUCAGCUCGUUUUUUAUAUAUAUAUUUUUUUAAUAUUGAGGGACGACCCCUUUGUGAAAAUUAUUGCAUCUCGAUUUCCGGAAUUAUAUUAUUCUUGAAAGCUGAAUCUGUUGCACACACUUUUGGUAAAAUUUUGUAUAUUGUUUAUAUUGUUAGAUUGCCGUAUGUGAAGGUAGUGCUCGGGCCGAGCGGUAUACAUAGCAAUCAGCUCUUCAAGUAUCGUUAAUUUUUAUAAGUUUCCGUUCUUCUUUUUCCUUUAGUCUGUGUUUCAGGCUGCAGUCUUGCAGCGACGUUCUAGUCCAAUAGCGCAGCGGUUAGUUAGUAAGAUAAGAGUUUCGUAAAUGUAGUGAAUGAUUGUAUGCCAUAUAGUUAGAUGAUAUUAGAAAAAAUAUCUGGCAGGCGGGAGGAUGCAAUAACGCGGCAACACCGUCGUAUUUCAGUCACCAAUCAAAAGCGGAAUCACAUGGGAAUCCCUGUACAAUAUUUUAAAGAAAUAGAGCUAUAUGUUAGAAAGAGAUAAACGCUGUAAGCGCGUCUUUUUCUUUUGUAUAACGUUGUCCUUAUUUGUAUUUGAAGAGUUGCAUUGUCGAUGGUUACUCUUAAGUUGGAUUUACACGCAAGUUAGUUAUGUAGCGAGUUUUUAAAUAUUGCUGAUUUGGCGAUUUAUGGUGGUUCAGACGUUUCAUUUUGUUUUGUUUAUGUUUCCAUUCGACAUCCUUCACUCGAAAAUGAAACGUCUGAACACAAUAUGAAUGAACCGUCUGAAAUUACCUUAUACAGCAUCGCCAGAGUGAACUGUGCUAUUAGCAUCGCUUAGUGUCUGUUUGCAAGUAGCAAGUUUACUUGCUUGAUAACUUGACUCACUACUUAGCUAAUAAAUAUGGAAAUUGGUUAUCACUCCGGUAAACCUUUCUAAAAUGUGUACGUAAGUAUGGCCGGCUCAAAGCGGAAUGUUAAAGCAAAUGGCGUACAUAUAAUAUAAUAAAACUAGGUAAAAUUUUGCGAAUGAUUAAGCGUUUUGUACAGUUAUAACGAUUAAAAUACCUAUAUUAAGUACUAAAUAUUAGUCUAGUUUAGACAAAUGACCGGCAGGUGUUAAAAUACGCCUGGCAAGGCACUCGGUUGAUUAAAUAAAACUAAAAAAUAGUUAACUUACAUUAAAAAUAUAUACUUGCCUACUGUUUCAGAUGCCCCUAAAGCUUAUUUGCAAGCAAGUUGCAAAGUAAGUUUGCAUUUAAAGUCGGUUACGAAAAAUUAAUCUAAAGCGUAGAAAACUGGCCAGACUGAGCUCCUACUGGAGAAUGGACUUUGUGUAGGUUAGCUGGAUUAUUGGCUAGAUUAAAUUGUACACACAAAAUUGUGUUUUUGAACUGCAUGUCGAAAUCUGAAUUUCAUUCAUAAACUUAGUGUCUUUGCAGAAUUUCGUAAUUUGUUAUGCUUAUCGUUGUAAAGAUAGGAAAAAUUGCACUAUUUUUAACUAGCUUUUAUUGAACUUACCGAGUGUCGUAGAAUUAAGAUUGUUUAGUCAAGUGAAUGUCAUAAGAUAAUAGAAAGUAUUUACUGAUUUAAAAAAAGAAUCUCAAAAAAAUAUUCCAAACUCAUUUACGAUUGGGUAAAGUAGAUGUCUGUGAUGUUUAUUGAAUUAUAUUAUACUUAGCUUCGCAUUGGUGUUAUAACAUUGUUUUGUUAUACUUUCCUAUUUUAAUUUUUGCAAUUUUUAUUUGUUGUAAUAGUUAAGGAAUCUUACGUUUAAGGUUCGCACACAAUUUGACGGAUCGCACCGCAUCGCAUUCAUUAGCAUAUUUUAUCAACUAUAUGUGUUGCGUAAAUUGAGAAAUAACAAUAAAACGUACGAUAAAGUUAAUUAAUAGGUACGUAUACUCAAUAAUAUAUAUAAACGAGUUGUAAUGCGAAUGCAAUGCGCUGCGGUGUGGCACGUAUUGAUUUGGGCUUAGUUUUAAGGUAUUAGAUUAAUUAAGAUGUUGAUUAAGUUGAAUUAAUUUCUAAUAAUAUCUUUAACUGGUAAACGAGUUUUUGAUGCCGUCUUCACUAAAACAAAAAUCUUUAAUAUUUUUUAUAUUCAUUUGAAGUAAUUUUUAAGGAGUUAUUGUUAUUGUUCGUCAAUUCAUUUUAUUUUGAUGUAAGAAUGAUUCACAGAAAUCUGUUGGAGCUAUACUUUUAAGAAAUAAGAGGUAAAUGGGAAUAAUCUAGUCGUUAAAUCUUAAAACGUAUGGUAUUCAUGGCAAAUAUUGUUAGCCAUGUUCUAUAUUUCUGGUAUAGAAAUUACAAAUGCUCGACUGAUGAAUGCGUAAGUUUAAAAUUGUUGGUAAUGCUUGUUGAUAAGGUGAACUAUUGGAAACGAUUAAAAUAUUAUAUCAUGAUACCGACGAAAACGCUUAUUUAUGAGUCUAAUAAAUACUUCAAUGACAGUCAUUAACCCACAUACCAUGUGGCUGAUAAAAAUGAUCCUUAAUUUCAAAUAAUAAUAAGCAACUAGUUUUUAGAUGUUAAGAAUAAUAAUUGCAGGUCAGUCGAAAAAAAGUAGCCUUAUGAAUUUGACGAACUUUCAAUAACUAGGUAGGUUUACUGUUUAGGAAAACCAAGCUAG
Messenger RNA from Maniola jurtina (meadow brown), 6523 nucleotides. It is a transcript of the gene Cdk5alpha, whose product is annotated as cyclin-dependent kinase 5 activator 1. Bases 22 to 1089 code for a protein of 355 amino acids. The transcript is spliced from 2 exons. NCBI's taxonomy places the organism in Eukaryota, Metazoa, Arthropoda, Insecta, Lepidoptera, Nymphalidae. Gene Ontology annotation, biological process: activation of protein kinase activity; positive regulation of cyclin-dependent protein serine/threonine kinase activity. Gene Ontology annotation, cellular component: protein kinase 5 complex; cytoplasm. Gene Ontology annotation, molecular function: protein kinase binding; cyclin-dependent protein serine/threonine kinase activator activity. The record is from RefSeq and is a predicted model, not a curated record.